Molecule: messenger RNA, 5976 nt
Organism: Drosophila ananassae
Lineage: Eukaryota; Metazoa; Arthropoda; Insecta; Diptera; Drosophilidae
Gene: Tpst
Product: protein-tyrosine sulfotransferase
Exons: 9
Coding region: 47-1543 (498 amino acids)
Biological process (GO): peptidyl-tyrosine sulfation
Cellular component (GO): Golgi apparatus
Molecular function (GO): protein-tyrosine sulfotransferase activity
Source: RefSeq, a predicted model, not a curated record
CUGCGACACCUUAACCUUUGGCUCCUUGGCCCCUCGUCUCGGGAAAAUGCGUCUGCCGUAUCGGAAUAAGAAGGUCACCCUGUGGGUGCUCUUCGGCAUCAUCGUCGUCACCAUGUUCCUAUUCAAAUUCACCGAGCUGAGGCCCACAUGCCUCUUCAAGGUGGAUGCCACCACCAACGAGCUAUCCUCCCAAAUGGUUCGCGUUGAGAAAUACCUCACAGAUGACAAUCAACGCGUUUAUUCAUACAACCGUGAGAUGCCAUUAAUAUUCAUAGGCGGGGUGCCCAGAUCUGGGACGACUUUGAUGCGCGCUAUGUUGGACGCCCAUCCCGAUGUGCGCUGCGGGCAGGAAACGCGCGUCAUUCCACGCAUCCUCCAAUUGCGCUCCCACUGGCUAAACUCCGAGAAGGAGUCGCUCCGGCUGCAGGAGGCCGGCAUCACCAAAGAGGUCAUGAACAGCGCCAUCGCCCAGUUCUGUCUGGAAAUCAUCGCCAAGCACGGCGAACCGGCGCCGCGUUUAUGCAACAAGGAUCCCCUAACGCUCAAAAUGGGCUCCUAUGUCAUCGAGCUAUUUCCGAACGCAAAAUUCCUAUUCAUGGUGCGCGACGGCAGGGCGACAGUUCAUUCGAUUAUAUCGCGCAAGGUGACAAUCACCGGGUUCGAUUUGAGCAGCUACCGACAGUGCAUGAAGAAGUGGAACCACGCCAUCGAGGUGAUGCACGAGCAGUGCCGGGACAUCGGCAAGGACCGCUGCAUGAUGGUGUACUACGAACAAUUAGUCCUCCAUCCGGAGGAAUGGAUGCGCAAGAUCCUUAAGUUCCUGGAGGUGCCAUGGAACGAUGCGGUCCUCCAUCACGAGGAGUUUAUCAACAAACCCAACGGAGUGCCCCUCUCCAAAGUGGAGAGGUCCUCGGACCAGGUGAUCAAACCCGUCAACCUGGAGGCCAUGUCCAAGUGGGUGGGCCAAAUACCCGGAGACGUGGUGCGGGACAUGGCCGACAUAGCGCCCAUGCUGUCCGUGCUCGGCUACGAUCCGUAUGCGAAUCCGCCGGACUAUGGUAAGCCAGAUGCCUGGGUGCAGGACAACACGUCGAAGGUAAAGGCCAAUCGAAUGCUGUGGGAAAAUAAGGCCAAGCAAGUGCUGCAAAUGUCCAGUGAGGACAACGACAACUUUAACAAUAUUAUCAACAAUAGCAACAAUAAGGAUAGCAACAAUAAUCAGUACAAUAUCAAUAAAAUUUUACCAGAACAACAGCAACAUCAACAGAACCAGCAACAUCAGCAACAGAAUCAGCAACAGGAACAUCAGCAACAGCAGCAGCAGGAAACAGAAGGAGAAGGUGAAGGCGAUGGAGAUGGCAAUGGCGAUGGAGAACAGCAUGGAAGGCAACCGGAACCGGAACGAGAACAACAAUUGUUGCAUCAAAAGCCGAAGGAUGUCAUUACGAUAAAGCAGCUGCCAUUACAGAGCAGCCAAGCCGGGAAGAGCAGAACCAACAACAAUAAUGCCAAGAACAAGAAUGGCCCACUGGCGGAUACAUGAUAUCCGCAUAUACCCAUAAGACUGCCACGUGGCAAGCACUGAGCUCCUGCUAUGGAUGGUUAGAUGUCUGCAACUUGGAUACCGAUAAUGAUAAAGAUGUUGUUGCUGCGGGCACACAACACAACACAACACAACACAACACAACAAAACACAACAUAACACACACACUUACACUCAACAAAAACCAAUUUUAAAUUGUAUUGGCUGGGACAAUUUACAUGCUGAUAUGUGUAUAUGCAUAUGAUGUGUAUUUCGUAAUAAUGCUUUUUAAUGUUAUCGUAAAAACACAACCAUAAAGAAGAAUAUAAUAUAGAAAAAGAUACAAAAUCAAAAGAAAACUGUUAAGUUAACUUCCAAUGUCAAAAUUGCCAGAAAACGAAAGAAAGCACAUCGAGGUUUUAAUCUUUAUUUGUAGCUAGAUAGCCCUCGAUUCCCGACUAAAUAUCUCCUAGGCAUUACCUUAAUUGGAGUCUAAGGUAACUUAGUCUAAUUUUCUUAUAAAAUGAAUUGCUCAAUAAGUUACUGUAUACCUUAAUUUAACCACAAGUUCUGUAUAAUUUAUGUACAAUUAUUGUAUGUACAAUCCUUGCCCAAUACCACCAAAAGAAGCUGAAGAAGGAACAAGGAUCAGAGUGAGAAGACUAGGUAACAGGAACAGGAAUUUUAUGGCAGACGCUCACCGACCUCUACUACUAUAUAAAAAUUAAUUAUUUUAGUUUAGACUUUUUGUAGGCCUUUCUUUUUACUAAUUAGUUUUUUUUUUGAGAAAAAAUCUAUUUUUUUAAUAGUGUAUAUAUGAUAUUUUGAAUCUCUAGCUAAACUUUUGCGGUUGGGCGAAUGGUAACAUGGAACACCUUUAGGCAUCUGUUUAUGUUUAUGUAUAGAAAGUAAAGUAUCUGUAAAGUUAGGCACUGUUUAUAGUUUGCAAAACAUGGUAGGGCAACAUAAAACAUAAAAAAUAUUUAGAGAUGUUACACAAUUUUAACGAAAGAGCUUUUAAAAUGCUUAGUUUUAACAACAACUUAACUAUAAUCGUAUAAAGGAUAAUCGCUAAAAGACGAUAAGAGACCUAAAAUGGAAAGGGAAAGGAAACAUUUUUGUAAAUGAUCUUUUGAUUAGUGUUUUGCGUUGCAAUGAAUUGACUGAAUGUAAAAAAAAAAAAAGAGAAACAGAUUUACCAAGGCCGUAUAAAUAUUUGAUUGUAUAACCAAAAUUAAAUGUCUAACUUAAAAACGAUAUGCAUAUAGUAUAUAUAUAUAGAUGUGUAAGCAAGUUAUAAUCGAUGUUGACCCACGUAUGUAAAUGUGUAAAUGUUACUGUAUGAGUGUCUAUGAAUUGGAGUUUAUAUACUAGCGGUAAGAUAGUCUAAGCUAAAAUCAGUUUGACUGCUGGCUUUUGAGGUGCGCUUCAAAUUCAAAUGUCUGGCAACGCUGGCCGAAGAGAGAUGGCAAUAGACGCCACACUUUGACACGACUGUACUUACAUUUUAUCGAUUUUUGUCAGUUAUUUAAGUUUGAAGCGCAUUUUAGUUUGGUACAACCACUGUUCUUGUUUUCUAUACCAAUUUUUGUUUUUGUCAGAAAGAAUGAGAGCCUUGCACACAAGCACACCCAAAGAAAAAGCGCACAGACAACUCCGCCUUGUCCGUCCCGAAAUGCUGUGUACUUUCGUGUGCGAAACAGAGAGUUAAGUUAAGUACUUACUGGCCGGUGGUGGCCCUCUCGUCAUGUGCAAUGUUGCAUUUAAAAACGAUUUAAUUUCUGAAUAAGAAUUGCUGACAAUAAAUACGGGAAAACGAUUGCUUAAAGAAAUUUGAAGUAAAAUGGCAUGCUUGCUCGCUGAAAGCUAAGUGAAUUAAAGUCAAACAUAAACCGAAUAAACAAACUUUGUGUCACAACCAGACAACUCGAAGGAGAAGUCGAAGAAACAGGAGUCCUUGUCUGUGACAUGUGUGUAUGUAAACUAUAUAUAUAUAUAAAAAGAUAUAUAUGGUAUAUGAUAUAUAAAUGUGAAGCGUGAACUAUUUUUGCUAGCUUUUAAGAGGACAUUUUUUUUUCUAUGUAUGUAUAUGUAUAUCCAUAACCCUAAAAAUAAAUAUAUAUAUUGUACAUGAUGUGGAUGUGGAAUUGCUGCAGUUAGGAAAAUUGUUGAGAAGAGAUUCCCAAAUUCUAGUGCUAAAGUAGCGAUCUACUUGCAGUUGACAGACAAUCAGAGCUCAAAAGAAAUAUAUAAAAUUAAACUAUACCCCCAAUCCCUAUAAUCGAAGCAAAAAUAUAAUAGUAUUUGCCACCCAAAGCCCCCCAUUUGUAAUCCUUAAAAAUGUAACAACUGUACGCUGCAAAGAUCCAACUCGAAAGCAAAUUAUUAUUAAUCAGAUAGACAUUCUCUGUGUGCAGUUCGUAGCCUAAGUAAAUUGUACAAUAUUGUAUUGAUAAUGAAUCAAACAAAAAUAUACACGUUUAAAUGAAAUUAUACUGUACAACCACGAGACAAGAGGAAAUCAAAAUGGAAACAAAAGUUAAACAGAAAUAUAAAAUUAUGCAAGCGAAAAGUGGCAUCUCUUUUAUCGAUGAAUUUAAAGUAAGUAAAGAGUAAAGUAUUAAAGUAAGUAAAGAGAAAACCUUUUGGAAUAGAAGGCUUUGGUUUUUAAAUCCUCAAUCCCAUGUCUAGGUAGUGCCUGGUGGGUCUAUUUUAUUUCAUUGUGAUAUUGGAAUCUCUCGAGUUCAGACGCAUCAAAAAUAAUAGCUCUAAAAAAAAAAGAAAUUAUUUUCAAUUUUGUGGUUCCAAUUUAUUUUCGUUCCAUUUUAAAAAUUUGAUUUUUUUUUCGAAUUUAAUUUCAUUUAAAUUGUGCUAUUGAAAAUGGACUCUGCCAAGGAUAUCUACCCCAAGGACAGCUUUUACUGGAAAAUGUUGCAGAUCUGCCCGAAGUGUGUCUCCGGGAACGAAUUGUGCGAGGAAUGUGACGACUACUUCGACCCGGAGACGACUCUGAUGACGUCCUCCGAAUCUGGAAGCAAUGACAGUGAGAAAGGAAGUGAUCGGAACUACAGUUCCGAUUCCGAGAAGGAAGUUGACGAUUUGGAAGACCCCGAAAUGGGGGUCUAUGAUUGCAGUAUCUUGUACAAGAUGUUGGUACAAGAGCUGGAAGAUCCCGAGAUGGAAGUCUACGAUUGUAGCAUUUUGUACAAGCGCAAUGAUGACUCGUUUUAGGUCUAUCACUUGUGACUUUGCUACUUUUUUUUUCUAAUUUUGAAACACAAAAAUAAGUUCGCGCCAAACACGAAAACAAGAGUAUUCCAUAUACCUGUACUGCUGAGACACAAACCUGGCCUAGCAAGAACCCAAACCACCACUAUCGCAGAAGAAACAUCGCUGACGAAGAAGACACAUCGCUAUCGAAGAAGAAACAUCGCUAUUGAACCUGUACCACCACUAACACAAACAAAAUGAAAGUCCGCGCGAAUAAAAGUUUUGUGUUUCAACAUAAAGAAUAUUCUUAUUAAUAUCACUGACAGCUUAAUUUACUUAUGGCAUGUGGCAACUAAUUAGGUAGAGUUUUAAGAGGUGCUCUUGAACUACAAAGAAACGCAACGAGGGUGCUCCACCGCCCGGCUGCAGGUGCAUGUAAGCUGCACUCGGUGGCGUCUCCAGCAUCUCCAGCGCAAAAUGGCGUACACAGCAGCUUGAGUGGCGUCAGGUUGGCUGUGGAACGCCGUGCAAUGGGAUAAAUGGCAAUUCUGAAGGACUGGAGUGGAGGGAUUAUCCUACUGAUGCUUAUUAGUCCUGUUGGAUGGCUGCACCGCUUCUGGAUGCCAUUUCUGCAUCCAUUCUUGAAGGUAAGUGACAUUAGUUUAUUACAAAAACCAAAACAAAUCAAAGAGCUCCAUGGAAAACGAAAAAUUUAACAUUUUUGAAAGGCAGUAGGCGGGGAAGUCCUUUUCAUAGAGAAUAUUUCCUCUGUAAUUCAUUAUAUGUUCGGACUCUCUACGAUUUGGAUAUAAAAGACUCAAGCAAACGGGAAAAACAAAUUCAAGUAUUUAUUUUAAUAGAAUUUGUAAAAAAGUGAAAGCCCAAAAUUUAAGAUACAAUUUUUUUUGGAAUUGUAUACGAAAGCACUUUAUACGUUUUCGCUGCGCAAGAUUCAUCCAAAAAAACUUCAAAUGGUGACUGAAAGCAGACGACUGGAUAUCCCGAUGACCGUGGAACACCUGCCCAUGACAGUGGAGCUCUCCUCGAACUAUACCGGAUGUCUCUGCGAUGCGACAGAUCCUGGCGAGGAUAUACUUUAUGAAGCGUGCUGCCUAAAUGCCUCUAGAAGGAUUCUGGGGAUGAGGCCAAUAGCGGAAACCCCAACACAACCCACACAAUGUGUCAAAGCAAACGAACUACACACGCAUCAGUAAACCAACACCGAGUAAUUGGAGUGUAAAUUA